AGACAGAGAUCCACCACCAUUUUGCUUCUAUCUGUUUAUACAGCCGUGUCAGGUUGAAAGAGGUUUUGUUUUUGGCGAUGGACGGCAUUGUUAGCGAUGUUGCAGUUGGUGUGAAGAGAGGUUCUGAUGAUUUGCUCGUCGGCAGUCUUUACAGCAGUCAGAAUUCUUCACUCACAGCUAAUGGAAGCGACAGCAAAAAACUGAGAGUGGAGGACGGCAUGGAGAACCCACCAUCCAGAGUCAUUCACAUCCGUAAGCUUCCAAACGAAGUUUCUGAGACGGAGGUCAUCGCUCUUGGGCUGCCCUUUGGAAAAGUCACCAAUAUCCUCAUGCUGAAAGGAAAAAAUCAGGCGUUUUUGGAACUGGGGACGGAGGAAGCGGCGAUCACCAUGGUUACCUACUACACAGCAGUGACGCCUCAAGUGAGAAACGUUCCCGUGUGCAUCCAGUACUCCAACCACAAAGAGCUCAAAACGGACAGCGCUCUCAAUCAGCGUGCCCAGGCCGUCCUGCAGGCCGUGUGCGCCGUCCAGGAGGGCGGCUCACCGAGCUUAGAUUCGGCCGCAGAGAGCGUGUUGAUACCCGCCCCGAGUCCGGUCCUGCGCAUCAUCAUCGAUAACAUGUUCUACCCGGUCACGCUGGACGUACUGCAGCAGAUCUUCUCCAAGUUCGGAACCGUCAUGAAGAUCAUCACGUUCACCAAAAACAACCAGUUCCAGGCUCUGCUUCAGUUCAGCGAUCCUGUAAACGCACAGCAAGCCAAGCUGUCUCUGGACGGACAGAACAUCUAUAACUCCUGCUGCACGCUGCGGAUCGACUUCUCCAAACUGGUCAACCUGAACGUCAAGUACAACAACGACAAGAGUCGGGAUUACACCAGGCCCGAGCUUCCGGCAGCGGACGGACAGCCCGCCGUAGAUCCCGUCAUGGCCGCCGCGCUCGGAAAGGACUCCACGUCUCUGCUGGGUUCUCCAUCUGGAACUGUAGCCUCCUACUCUAGUGCUGGAACAGUUACAGCUUCUCUAGGCUCCAUCAGUCCUCUGAGCGCGGCGGCGGCGGCUGCAGCGGCGGCGGGUCGGGUGGCUCUGUCGGGACACCUGGUGAGCGGCGGCGUGCUGCUGACCAGCAAUCUUAAUGAGGAGAUGGUUACGCCCCAAAGUCUCUUUACCCUCUUCGGUGUUUACGGGGACGUGCAGCGGGUCAAGAUCCUCUACAAUAAGAAGGACAGCGCCCUCAUCCAGAUGACGGACGGAAACCAGGCGCAGUUAGCCAUGAGCCACCUGAACGGACAGAAGAUGUUCGGGAAGAUCAUCCGCGUGACUCUUUCCAAACACCAGACGGUGCAGCUUCCUCGAGAAGGUCUGGACGACCAGGGCCUCACCAAAGACUUCACCAACUCGCCCCUGCACCGCUUCAAGAAGCCCGGCUCCAAGAACUUCCAGAACAUCUUUCCUCCGUCGGCCACACUCCACCUGUCUAACAUACCUGAUAAGGUGACCGAGGACGACCUGAGACUCCUCUUCUCCAACUCUGGAGGCACGGUGAAGGCCUUCAAGUUCUUUCAAGACCGUAAGAUGGCCCUGCUGCAGAUGGGGACGGUAGAAGAGGCCAUUCAGUGCCUGAUCGACCUGCAUAGCUACGACAUGGGGCGUGGCCACCGCCUCCGAGUCUCCUUUUCCAAAUCUACCAUCUGAACACGCCCGGGCGUGUGGACGUCACCUUCAGCGUCUCUGCUCUGUGUGGAGUGUAAAGCAGUCCUAGUUUGUUUAGAUCCGUUAUUCCUAAAGACCGCCGCGCGUACGUGUGAUGAUGGGCUCGUUAUCACCGGGGCGCUCUGUAGGACCACACGGUCCCGGUCCCAGAUACUACAGGACUCCCUUCAGAGCUCACGUGGAGUCCUCAGAAGGUCAGAGCUGUGUCCACAGCGCUCAUGACGGUGGUCAUUAUGUUUUGGCCCAUCGGUUUAUGUACAUAUUGAUCUUUUUUCCUUUUUUGUUCGUGCGUUUGGUUUUCAAAUAACAAAAUGUGCCUUACGUACGAAAAACCUUGUGUUUUUUUUUAAUCCUCCUGUGAUGAUGUUUGUUUCUGACCCGGUCUUGCUGCCCCGACCCUUCGUCCUGUAGAAUGUAAAUGUAAUAGUGAAAGCAUUGAUGGUUCUGUGUUGUUUCUGUUCACUUGUAUAGACGGUUUGAUUAAAGACACUCAGCACUGCGUA
This is a messenger RNA of Trichomycterus rosablanca, 2215 nucleotides long. It is a transcript of the gene ptbp2b, whose product is annotated as polypyrimidine tract binding protein 2b. Lineage: Eukaryota; Metazoa; Chordata; Actinopteri; Siluriformes; Trichomycteridae. Gene Ontology annotation, molecular function: mRNA binding. The record is from RefSeq and is a predicted model, not a curated record. The coding region runs from base 78 to 1694 and encodes 538 amino acids. The transcript is spliced from 15 exons. Gene Ontology annotation, cellular component: nucleus. Gene Ontology annotation, biological process: mRNA processing; regulation of RNA splicing.